Sesamum indicum (sesame) is the source of this 620-nucleotide messenger RNA. RefSeq lists its product as uncharacterized. NCBI's taxonomy places the organism in Eukaryota, Viridiplantae, Streptophyta, Magnoliopsida, Lamiales, Pedaliaceae. The record is from RefSeq and is a predicted model, not a curated record.
UUCAAGAGUGAAGAUUCAAGAAGGAUCAUUUCGUUUGGUUUGACAAAUUUUAGAGAAAUGGGCGGAGGGCAGGCGAUGAAGAGGAUACCACGCAUCAAGUUUCCUGAUAGGCGGGCGAAAGCCUCUGGUACAACAUCCCAUCACCAAGAAACAUCUGAAAACGACAAUCUUGUUCGAAAUUUUUUCUCAAGGUCUCCGUCCAGCACGUCUGUUGGAGGAAAGGCUUCUGAUCAGCCAAAAAGAACUCCCGUGUCUCAGGAGGAGAUUGAAGCUAUCAUGUUGGGUGGCUGUAUCUAAUCCUCCACCGGAGCUUGCCAACGGAGGACAACACUCAAACCUUAACUUAAUGUUUUCUUGAUCAUUCCUCAGUUGGAGAAACUCUUGGAGUCCUUGUUCAGAGAAAACUUGGCAAAUAUGAUGAAUUUCAGGAAUUGAGUAGUCUUUUCUAGGUCACCUUCACAUAAAAAGAGGUUGAAUAUGUGUAGUAGUAUUCUUAAUGACAUCCUUCUUCCAAUGAAUCAAGUUGUUUAACACAAACGUUUGAUUUUAAAUCGUGGUCCUAGUGUAACAUGCUGUGUCUGAAUUUGCUGUUCAUAAUACUAGAUUUUUACUUGGGUUAA